Messenger RNA from Triticum aestivum (bread wheat), 1170 nucleotides. RefSeq lists its product as uncharacterized. Gene Ontology annotation, cellular component: membrane. The transcript has 8 exons. The record is from RefSeq and is a predicted model, not a curated record. Bases 1 to 1170 code for a protein of 389 amino acids. Lineage: Eukaryota; Viridiplantae; Streptophyta; Magnoliopsida; Poales; Poaceae. Gene Ontology annotation, molecular function: sugar transmembrane transporter activity. Gene Ontology annotation, biological process: carbohydrate transport.
AUGGGGAGAUCCCCCCGCCUGCUGCUGCUCGCGGCGCUGCUCCCGGCGGUCGUCGCCGCCGUCGGGCCGCAGCCGGGGGCGCCGUGCGAGCCCACGCUGCUCGCGGCGCAGGUCGCGCUCUUCUGCGCGCCCGGCAUGGCCACCGCGCAGUGCUGCGAGCCCGUCCUCCUCGUCGUCGACCUCGGCGUCCCAUGCCUCUGCCGCGUCGCCGCGGAGCCGCAGCUCGUCACGGCGGGCCUCGACGUCACCCAUCUCCUCAAGACCUACAGCUCCUGCGGCGGCUUCCUUCCCGGCGUCGCCCACCUCUCCUCCGCCGCCUGCGAAGGACCCGCUCCCCCCCCCGCCGUCGUCAGCAGCCCCCCGCCCCCGCCACCAUCCGCCGCACCUCGCCGCAAGCAGCCAGCGCACGACGCACCACCGCCGCCGCCGUCGAGCGAGAAGCCAUCGUCCCAGGAGCAUGAAGGCGGCGCCGCCCACAACAUGGCCGUCCCCACCCAGGCGGCUGCUUCUCCGGUGUCUACAACCCACCAGCCAGCGGGCGAUGCUCCUGCCCCGCAGCCGUCCCCUCCUCCUCAGCAGGAUCGUGCCAAGAAUGCUUUUCUGAUUCUUGGCUAUGUUUUUACAGCAGUUCUCUACUUUUCACAGGGUCCAACUGUUUGGGGCAUAUGGGUGGCGCGGCAAGUGGGGCAGUCCAAGGUGGAUAUGUUUGUGGUUACACUUGCUAGCUGCGUCGUUUGGAUGAUGUAUGAGCUAGCCGAUCCUCCCACACCCCCAUUUGUGAUUCUCAACGCUGUUGGCAUUGGAUUUGAGCUUCUGUACCUUGGAUUGUUCUUUUGCUUCUCCGAACCCCGGGGCCGAAUGAGUAUUGCUAUUUGCCUGGCGGCGAUCGCUGGAGCUUCUGCCAUAGUAGCUCCUCCUGUUUUUUCAGUUGCACCGGAUCCACAGCUUGUCUUUGGCAUCAUUGGGGAUAUCUCCGUGUGGCGGGAGAACAACGUAGGGAACAUGUCUCUGCUGGUGGCCGUGGCUUUGUUCCUCAACGGCGUCUCCUGGACGGCGUAUGGUCACUUGGCUGACAACCUAUACUUCAUAGUGCCGGGCUACUUUGGUAUCUUUUUUGGAGCAAUGCAGAUAAUAGUGUGGGUUUUAGUGAGGUUCAUUUACCAUGGUUGA